This is a messenger RNA of Tigriopus californicus, 1444 nucleotides long. RefSeq lists its product as uncharacterized. The transcript has 4 exons. Bases 264 to 1208 code for a protein of 314 amino acids. The record is from RefSeq and is a predicted model, not a curated record. Lineage: Eukaryota; Metazoa; Arthropoda; Copepoda; Harpacticoida; Harpacticidae.
ACUGACUCUUGUCUGUCGUACGGGAUGUGUUUUGGUCUGUUGGUCUUCCAACAAUUUAUUCUUCGACGUUUCAUGCGCCGAAUGUUUAUGGCCCCUUGAACCAUGUCGUGGUACUCCCCUGACCUGGGAACGACUUGGCUGGAAAACCAGCGAUAAAGACGCAUCUAGUCCGAGCGCUUUCAAGGCCUUCAACGCUUCGAAGGUAUAAAGUCAAGGCGACUUUCGAGGGUUUACUCAUUUGAGUAUCACGUCUCGAAGGAGCAAUGACCACUCAUGUAAAGACUUCAGAAGAAGAGGAGGAUCUCUUCACACGAGGUGUGUCCAAUUUGUGGACCAAAGUCAACCAUAUCGCCCUGGUUGUGAGUGAUGUGGGACGAAGCCUUCAGUUCUAUACCGAUGUGGUGGGAAUGCGACAAAUUCUUAGACCCAACUUCGACAGACAUGGUGCCUGGUUAACGGCUGGCAAUGUGGACAUCCACUUGAUCAAGGGUCGCCCAGCUGUUCACUCAGAUGAUGACUUGAUCGUGUCUCAUGUGGCCAUUGAAGUCGACAAGAUGGAUGAACUCCGAGUGCGCUUGGCCAAGUUGGGCACCAAAUCCCGGAAGAACAUCUCGGUGCCCAACCCCGAAGAGAACAAUCAGGCUGUGGAUCAAGCCUUUGUUCGAGAUCCAGAUGGAUACUACAUCGAGUUCUGCAAUUGCGCAGGUCUGGACGAAUAUCUUCAUCAGACUCCCGUGGGAGAGAAAACCUGGAACCUCGGCAAGGCUCAUGCCGUGGCCUCUGCUUCAAAAUUGAUUCGGCGAAUGGCCGAUGAUUCUCGGCGAAUGAUUGAGAAGAAGAAAGAGAUCUACCAGAAGAAAUUGGACCACGGUCAACUCGACCUAAGUGUUGAUUAUGAGGAGGAUUCCGAUGACGAGGAAUGUGCGGUGGAUAAGAUCAAAUUGGGCAAUCUCGUCCAAAGACGCAAGGUUUAUGGGGACAUCACCCAAAACACACAGGACGUUGCCGAGCUGGAAGGACUGCUCAAGCGCUACAAGAAUGAUGUGCCUCGGGUGAUCCGACAUUUGGAGGAACGAGUUUGGCGUAAAGGCACCCAUACCUACAUCCCACCGGCAUUUUACGACCGUGAUGGGACCUUCUAUCAGCCUCCGAGUUUUGAGAUGAAACUGUCCUCGUUGACCAACACGGAUGCCCACCGAGACCAAUGAUUUAUUCAUUCGCCUACUGGACCUGAUGAUAACUAACCAUGCUGACUUUGGUGGUGGUAGAUAAGAUUUUGGACAGGACUAACAACGAAAGAUGUCAUUGGUGUUGGGAACAAAAAAAACAUUAGGGUUAAGAGAUUCAUCCGGCGCAAAAAUGUUGCGACCAGAGAUUAUUGGUCAGCUAAUUUAUCAAUCUAACACUGUAUUUAUUCCAUUAUUUAAGUUGAUUAAUCGAUUAA